Messenger RNA from Didymosphaeria variabile, 1338 nucleotides. RefSeq lists its product as uncharacterized. Gene Ontology annotation, cellular component: cytosol. Bases 1 to 1338 code for a protein of 445 amino acids. The transcript has 2 exons. NCBI's taxonomy places the organism in Eukaryota, Fungi, Ascomycota, Dothideomycetes, Pleosporales, Didymosphaeriaceae. The record is from RefSeq and is a predicted model, not a curated record. Gene Ontology annotation, molecular function: FMN binding; flavin adenine dinucleotide binding; oxidoreductase activity.
AUGGGGAGCCAAGCGCACUUUGGAACUGAAUGGGCUAUUUUUGGAAACGGGAAUUCUACAUACUCAAACUCCUAUAAUGGGGCUGCAAAAAGGAUACAAACGCUACUCACACAAGGAAAAGCAAAGUUCCUCCUACCAAACUACUUCCACGGAGACACUGCGAUAGAAGAUCCUCCUUGGGCCCAGCUAGAGCAAUGGCUACAGGAUGUUUCUAUUCAGCUUGGCGGAUCUUCUACUCAAGAGCCCACCGGGCACUACCAAUCACCUUCAGGUAGAAUUGCCAGCUACCCUUUCAACACGUCUACGCCAGCGACCAUUACAUCAUGUACACUGCUGUCAUCGAAUAUCCGUCGCCUUGUUUUGAAUGUUGAAAAGGCCAAGCGCGGAGACUUCGUUCAUGCUGAAAUGCUCGUCCCAAAUCGGUGUACAGACGUUAAGAAAGUUCUUAAAGCCUUUGGGCUGUCAGGAAGAGAGGUUGUAGGCCCAGGGUCAUCUCCACUAACUACGCAGGAAGUAAUGACCCAUUUCGUCGAUCUAAAAAGGCCGUUCACACAUACUCGUUGGUCUAAGGCAGACAAGCUUAACUAUCAAGAUGAAAAGGCAUUGUUGAGCUGGCCGAUACUCAAGACAAGCGAGCUCUUCCACGGACGCUGGCAAUGCAAAAUCGAUCCUACGGCAUUGUGCGGAGCUUUACCACUCAGUAGACCCCGCCACUUCUCGAUUGCGUCCUCGAAAUUCGACAAGACGGGUGAAUUUCUUGAGUUCCUUGUCAAAUGCCAGAGAAACGGUAGAUUCAGCUCUGAAUUCUUGUCCACGGCAACUACGGGAACAUCUCUGCGAAUUCGAUUCGCCGGAACCUCAUCGCUCUCUAUGAUCGAAGACUAUUCGAAGCCAAUAAUUGCUUUCGCAACUGGAUCUGGAAUAUCUUCUGUCAAGUAUAUACUACAGCAACGGUUCCGUCAGUCACUCAACCAUGCUACAUCACAGGAAGAGCCCAUUCUGAAGCCAUCUACGACUAGCCUUUUCGUAGGAUUCCGAUCCGAGGACGCCCACAUGGUCUCGGACGCUCUCCAUAAUGCGAUCCGCUCCAACAUGGUCGACAUCUUAUCAUUGACGCCCAGCAAUCCAGAAAAAUCGCGUGCCCAAGACAAGGUAUUCGACAUUAAGUUUCGAAACAUCAUCUCGGCUAAGAUCAGGGAUGAAUCAUGCUAUGUCUUUGUGUGUGCGUCGCCGCAAGCUGCCAAAGGGUUUUCGUCAAACUUGAGCGCUCUAAUCGGUAGGAAUGUUCGCGAUGCUCUGGGAGAAAGAUACAUCGAAGAAGUGUUCGAAGCGGCAUAG